This is a messenger RNA of Amblyraja radiata (thorny skate), 6830 nucleotides long. RefSeq names its product collagen type XXIV alpha 1 (gene col24a1). NCBI's taxonomy places the organism in Eukaryota, Metazoa, Chordata, Chondrichthyes, Rajiformes, Rajidae. The transcript is spliced from 60 exons. The record is from RefSeq and is a predicted model, not a curated record. The coding region runs from base 197 to 5236 and encodes 1679 amino acids. Gene Ontology annotation, molecular function: extracellular matrix structural constituent.
AGCAGGGGGGGGUGUGAGUGAGUGAGCAGGGGGCAUCGAUGCCGGGCGACACGUGAGGAGCGGACAAGGAGACACACUUGUACACACUUGUACAGACUUGCCCUCCGCCCCCGCGCUCGCCACUCUCAGAUGAAGCAGCGGCGCCGCACUUCCCUGGUUUUGCUUCGGGGUUCGCUGUGUGGACAGAUGCAUACAAAUGCAUUUAGGAACCCAGAGGCUAAAGGAUAGAUGGAUCUGGCCCCCCGCCGGAAGGAAACUCCUCCUCUUCCUGGUCACAAUAUGCAUGGCUCUGGGAGUUGUACCUGCCCACUCACGAGGUGUAGACGUUCUGCAGAAUCUUGGCCUGACAGACACCAGAGCGUUGCUGACAUCUUCUCCAGGAGCAUGGGCAGGGGUCUCAUUACCUCGGGGGGUCAACGUGGCAGAGACGGGCAUUACCCUGUCCGGCGCCGGGCUCCUUGAGGCACCGACGGAGGUGGCCAUGCCAGGGAUGACAGGAGGUGACCUGUCCAUCGUGGUCAGUCUCCGCUCACACCGGCCCAACAACGCCUUCCUGUUCACCAUCAAAAACAGAAACAGACUGCAGUUUGGAGUCCAGUUGCUGCCCAGGAAACUGGUUGUGUACGUGGAGGAGAAGCCCUCUGUGUAUUUUGAGUUCAGUGCCCACGAUGGCCGUUGGCACACGUUUGCCAUUGGAAUCAGCGGGAACGUGGCCUCCCUGUACUCAUCGUGCGGUGCCAACUCCUCGCACAAGUCUCUCCCCGCCCGCCUCCCGGCCUUCCCUCCCGGCAGCCGGCUAACUCUGGGGAGGAUGAGCUUGAAGUCGGAGUCUUUCCAAGGCACCAUUUGCCAGCUGGACUUCUACCCCGACGCUGAAGCCUCCUCCAGCUACUGUGACCACGUGAAGAAUCAUUGCCGGCGCGCCGACACGUACCGAUCGCUCCCCACCGCGGCCACUCACCAAGUGUCGCCGAGCUCCUGGACAACGGCGAGGGGAGAGAUGGUAACAGCGCCGGCGCUGGUCAGUCCCCGAGAUAUGGCGCCUGGGAACACGUAUGUAACUGCGGACACGUGGACAGUGUCCACCCUGUCACCGUUGACCUCGGCCAGCCGACCGGCCACGCACUCUGGUGAGGCGGUGAGACUCCACCAGGACGGGCAUGGCCAGGUUGACCCUGGCGUUGUCCCCACCGCCAGCCACCCGGCUAUCGGCAAGUCCCAAUCACCGGCCAGUGGUGCCGAAACUCACGGCAAAACCACGUCCAAUGCUCAUGAGCUGCUACGUUCUAGCCAAGAAUUGGAGAGACAGGGGGAAGCUAAACCCUCCCAGGCCGUAGGCCACAUCUCACAGCAAAUACACACGAUCAACGCCACAUUGUACCGGGCAGCGGAGGAGAUGUCUACACAAGACCUGGACCAGGAAUGGGGUCACGAGGCUCAUUCUGCCCUGGCUCUAGACUCGGCUGAAGCCAUGGAUGACAUUGAGAUUGAAAACUACCACUAUGAUUACGAGGACUUCCUGGAUUAUUUCGACCACGAUCAGCUUGGGCCCAAGGGAGAGCCAGGACCACCCGGUCUUCCAGGAAUGCCUGGUCCUCCAGGGUCACCGGGGAGACGGGGGCCGCGGGGGAUUCCCGGAGCACAUGGCAAUCCAGGCCUGUCCGGUCCACCAGGCCCCAAGGGUCACAAAGGAGAGCCGGGCUUGUUCCCCACGAAAGCAUCGCGUGGAGAGCAGGGCGAUGCGGGCCCUGUGGGUCUGGCUGGAUUACCUGGACCCCCAGGCAAAAAGGGUUCCAAAGGAUACCAAGGCUUGCCCGGACCUCCAGGGCAACAGGGUCCAGCGGGAUUGGAUGGCAACCCUGGAGAGCGAGGCUAUCCUGGAAGGCAGGGCUUGGUUGGUCCAGAGGGCAUUCCAGGGCCGAAGGGCAUAGGGGGGUUUAUCGGACCCCCAGGUGUGGGCGGACCCCCCGGCCCAGAAGGUAAAAAGGGCAUUCUUGGUCCCAGAGGAAUGAAAGGUCCCAAGGGGAGGAUGGGAUAUCCGGGUUCAGGUGGAGCUCGAGGACCUCCUGGUGCUGACGGCAUUCCGGGCAAAGUUGGCGGCGUUGGACAACUUGGAUUCCCCGGCCUUCGGGGUGCAGUGGGCCUACCGGGAUUAGCGGGCCUCCCAGGAAUACCAGGACCUCAGGGUCUGGUAGGCAACGUGGGCCAGCCCGGAUUGAAAGGUGAUAAGGGCAAUCUGGGGUUGCUGGGAGCUCCGGGGGAGAGAGGAUUCCCUGGAGACCGGGGCACCGUUGGCCUGGCGGGACCACCUGGGGCGAGAGGGAAGCCAGGACCACAGGGUAAAAUGGGUGAUACUGGACCACAGGGUUUACCAGGACUGCCAGGACCCGAGGGUUUCCCAGGAGAUAUCGGGCUGCCGGGCCCGAAUGGAGGUGAAGGUUCAAAGGGCGAGGCUGCAGAGAGAGGUCCACCAGGACCACUUGGAUCAAAGGGCCAGGAGGGAACUGAAGGACCGCUUGGGCCAGUGGGGAACCUGGGGCCUGUUGGCAGGCCAGGUCGGAAAGGCUACGCCGGAGAGGACGGGGUUGAAGGCAUUAAGGGUGAGCAGGGAGACGUGGGCAACAUUGGGAAGAUCGGAGAGCUGGGCCCCGAAGGGCUGCCGGGACAGAAGGGACCUCCUGGCAUUCUCGGAGAAAAGGGAGAUCGAGGAGAUCCUGGGCCUUUGGGGCUACCUGGCGAGAAGGGUUCUGUGGGUUACAUGGGAUCACCAGGAACCUCCGGUCCAGUCGGCCCAGAGGGUCAGCCCGGUGCUCCUGGACAAAGAGGGCCUCCUGGGCUACAGGGUGUGAAAGGGAGAAUGGGACCAAGAGGCAUGGACGCACUACCCGGGGAACAAGGACCUCCAGGUAAAAAGGGGGAGAGAGGUGAAGCUGGAACUCGUGGAGACACAGGACUGAUUGGAAAGGCCGGGAAUCCAGGGCCGCAGGGAGCGCCAGGUCCAGCAGGAUUGAGUGGACCUCCUGGCAACAGCGGGAAUAUGGGACCGUACGGCAUACCAGGGCUGCGGGGCCCGAAUGGUGAAGUGGGCUCAACUGGGGACAUUGGUGCCGAGGGACUUCCUGGGUCAGAGGGAGACGCAGGUCACCAAGGAGAGCCCGGAUCAAAGGGUGAAAUUGGUCCCCAUGGCAAUGAGGGUGAAUCGGGGCAAGCUGGAGCGAGGGGUGAGCCAGGACCCGCCGGAGAGGAUGGACCUCAAGGGAAAGACGGAGUCAAGGGCGAUCCCGGCAAUGAGGGCCCUGGAGGCGAGGGGGGAGAUCGAGGUGACGGCGGAGUGCGGGGCACUGCCGGAAGUCCCGGCACUCCUGGAAUCAACGGCUUGCUGGGGCCAGAGGGGACGCAAGGGAAACGUGGACAACAAGGUCGCGCGGGAAGAAAGGGAAAGAAGGGCCCGCAGGGGUCUGCAGGGGAGCAGGGCGAGCCCGGAGAGCGAGGGAGACCAGGCGACCAGGGGCCGAAGGGAGUGCGCGGGACGCGGGGAGCCACGGGACUUCCUGGAAUGAUGGGUCCAACGGGAGAAUCAGGACUCGUGGGAUAUCAUGGCCACACUGGACCGGCGGGUGCUCAGGGCCCACCUGGACCCAAGGGCGAGAAGGGCUAUCCCGGAGAGGACAAUCAUCUCCCUGGACUACCUGGGCAUCGAGGUGAACCAGGUCCCGCCGGUCCACGCGGAGAGCGCGGUGAACCAGGGGCCCACGGCUACCAGGGUCACGCUGGUGUACAUGGACCAAGGGGCAAUGUGGGCCAACAAGGCCAGCCGGGCGAUCCUGGCCAAAGUGGCACAGCAGGCGUGAAAGGCGAGAGAGGAUGGAAGGGUUUGAUGGGGAAAAAGGGAGCUCGUGGUGAAGCGGGAUCUGCCAGUUUACCGGGAAUGACAGGUCCACCCGGUGCCAAAGGAGCGGUGGGAUACCAUGGACCAGGAGGGAAUCCUGGGAGAGUUGGAAAACCGGGAAUUCCUGGAAUCCGUGGGCCAUCUGGGGACCUGGGUGAUGUUGGAGUGACGGGCGUGGAUGGAAGUCCUGGAGCGCAGGGAGCUCGUGGCGAACCCGGACCGGUGGGAAACAGUGGCCAACGUGGACCAAAGGGGGAUCGAGGUUUGCAGGGCCAGCCAGGUUUCCAGGGGAGGGGCCGGGGCCUGGCCGGAGUGCCGGGGGACCAAGGGGCCAUGGGGGAGCCCGGUCCCAAAGGUCGAAGUGGAGACGUUGGCGAUGUGGGUUUGAGAGGCUUCCAGGGGUUCAUUGGCCCAAAGGGUCCAAUCGGAGAUGUUGGCUAUCGAGGAAUUCGCGGGCCAAAGGGCCCCACUGGGUUAUUUGGAAUCCCGGGAGUGAUUGGACCGGCUGGGAUCGUCGGUCCUGCAGGAGCGCCGGGCCGAAAAGGAGUAAAGGGGACCAGGGGCGAGCUGGGCCCUGAAGGACCUCGUGGACAGCCGGGACCGCCCGGACCUCCGGGUUCUCCAGGACCGCUGAGGCAUGUGGACAUUAACUCAGCCAUUCAAGCCUUGAUUGCCAGCAAUGAAGCUCUCCGCAUUGAGAACUACCAGAAUACGGAGAUUCCCUUCCUGGAGCAAGGUGUGGAGAUAUUCAAAACCCUUCAGGAUCUCAACAGCCUGAUGCACAGUCUGAAGAACCCGCUGGGAAAGAGGGAACAGCCAGCCCGCGUGUGCCGAGACUUGCUCCAGUGCGACCACAAGCUGCACAAUGGCUUGUAUUGGAUCGACCCUAACCUGGGCUGCCCAUCAGACACCAUCCAGGUCAUCUGCAACUUCACCGCCGGAGGCCAGACGUGCCUCCAGCCCGUCCGUGCGUCCAAGCUGGACUUUGGAAUUGGCAUGGUGCAGAUGAACUUCCUGCACUUGCUGAGCUUGGAGGCGGUGCAGACCAUCACAAUCCACUGCCUGGACUUCCCAGUGUGGACCGACCCCUCUGACAGCAAUCCCCACGCCAGGGCCAUGCAGUUCACAGGCUGGAACGGACAAGUAUUCAAGGCAAACACACUGCUUCAGCCCAAGGUCACCUGGGACGGCUGCAAGGUUCGGGAUGGGACGUGGCGACAGACACGGUUUGUGUUCCACACCCAGGUGGUGAGCCAGUUACCCAUCGUGGAGCUGCGGCCCCCCCCGCCCACUCCCCAGCCCACUGCCCGCUACCGUGUCGAAGUCGGACCCGUCUGCUUCCUGUGAGCGGGCGGGCGCUGGCUGAGCGCGGGCGGGCGGGCGGGCCCCUCUCCACAACUCUGCUGCCAUGGAUCUGCUUUCAAAGAGCUAGCUGAAGGUUUUUGAAGGAAUUACCUCUUGAUGACUGUGAAAAAAAUACAGGAACGAACGAUUUCCUUUGUUGUGGUUCUGAUAGUGAACCCGACGUCUCAGGUAGCACGCAUUGGGCGGCCCAGGAAGCAGGUCGUCGCAGUCGGCGUGGACGCACGCAUGGAAACGCACGAUCCCCGCGUACACCGGUCCAAAACUGAAGGGAAAGGCAACUUCUUUGGGGAUAUCUAGAUUGUGACUUUGCAUCAGAGCGCACACUUCAAGCCCAAGACGUCAAUGGUUGGCGCUGCAGACAUGCUGGGCUAUCAAUCUUCCAACGGCAGAGGUCUGGGUGACUAGGGCCUCGUUAGAACCACAUCCACAAGAGGCCACUACCUCCAAUAUGUUGCCACUUGUGUUGGCCAGGGUGGAGUUGGUGGUGUGCCCACUGCCUUGACCAGUCCAUGGAGAGUUGGUUGUCUGGGCUGGUGCUUGCCCGAUGUUGAGCACCCUCUCUCUUCCUGUGGACCUCCGUACACGAGGGUUCAGCCAGCCCCAGGUAUACUCAACCCAGGUAGACUUAACCAGCCGAGCCCCACUGGUAUUCCCACUGCCCCGCUAACUUCCCAACAACCCAGGACAAUAUUGAAGCGGCCAUUGGGCAAGCAAGCAUCCUUGGCUGGAUCCAAUGGUGAUGGAAGCUGGUGAAGGUGCCGGAGGUGACGGACAUUGGAUCAUCGAGCCUUCCGUCAAGGAUCAGCUUGCCUGUGCUUAGAAAAUAGGUGCAGGAGGCCAUUCGGCCCAGCUUCGGGCCCUUCACUCAUCAUCUCCCUCUGAUGGGGCCUCUUCCGCACCGGGCUCCUACAUGUGCUGCCCCCGGUGACCGGAGGGUGGUGGGAGGGGGGGCUGUGGACGAGCGGAGGGGGGGGGGGGGGGGGGGGGGCGAGGACGUUACUGCUGCCGUUUCCCCAUCACACCGACUCUCAGCAUCUCAAGCUGCGGCUGGAAUUCUGCAGCUGGACAUUGGGCACGGAAUGCCGGGCAUUGACGGCAAGAGACACCAGGCACUUACCCAUGGUGGGACCGGGGUCUGGGGACCCCCAGAACUAUUGGCCAGGUCGUGUCUCCAAGAUUCCUGCACCUCCACACAGCCGACCAUCCAACACAGAUCCUGACAAUGUUGAUUUAUUUCCCAAACUGUAUGUACUGGCUACAUCCAAUCAUUUCUGUUUUAAAAGUACUUAUUUGGACUUUGAGAGUUGUACAGCACAGAAACGGGCCCUUCGGCCCUUCGGCCCAUGCCAGAGGUCGGUUUUACCUCCACAAACAUUAUUUAUAUGAAUGUGUAAUUAUGUUGACUCUCUCCAGUCUGUGGAUGUGCUGUAUAGAUUGUAGAAAAUGCAUAGUAUUUGUAGAUAGACAGCAAGGCUUGACUAGUGAACGGAAUAUAAGAAAACGAUUGCUUGCUAAUCAAUUGUGAGGAUACAGCUUGCUACUAUAUAUUAAUUAAUUAAAUCUCAAUCAACAACAA